This is a messenger RNA of Pteronotus mesoamericanus, 2016 nucleotides long. Its product is annotated as zinc finger protein 132-like. The transcript has 2 exons. The record is from RefSeq and is a predicted model, not a curated record. Gene Ontology annotation, biological process: regulation of transcription by RNA polymerase II. Bases 41 to 592 code for a protein of 183 amino acids. Gene Ontology annotation, cellular component: nucleus. Gene Ontology annotation, molecular function: DNA-binding transcription factor activity, RNA polymerase II-specific; RNA polymerase II cis-regulatory region sequence-specific DNA binding. Lineage: Eukaryota; Metazoa; Chordata; Mammalia; Chiroptera; Mormoopidae.
GCUCCUGGAUGAGGCUCAGAGACGCCUGUACCACAGAGUGAUGCUGGAGAACUUGGCACUUGUGGCCUUGCUGGGUUGCUGGUGUGGAGUGGAGGAAACCCUCCUGAGCAGCAUGUCCUGUUCGGGCCCCACUAAGGCAGCUCCUUCCAACCAGAGGGCCAACCCCUGUGACAUAUGUGGUCUGGUCUUGCAAGACACCUUACACCUGGCUGAUCCCCAGGGCAUACGUCCAAGGCAGACAUUGUGUAAGUGGGAGGCACGUGGAAAGGACUGGCUCAGUGCAAAAUCUCGCCAGCAUCGGAAGCAGCACAGUGGAGAGAAAGCCUUCACGUGCAGGGAGUGUAGGGAGCAUGUCUGGGGCAGCCAUGACCUCUUCCAGCUCCAGGCCACCCACAGCGAGGGGAAGCCGCGCAGGAGCCCGCGGCACCGGGAGCCCUUCCUGCCCGGCUCCAGUCGCAAGCAGCAGCAGCAGGGAGUCCGCGCCACACGGAAGCCCUUCAAGUGCAGCGGCUGCAGGAAAGCCUUCCCGGAGGCCUUCGCGGUCCUCCACCACCCAGUGACUCCAAAGACGAACCCUUCAGGUGCCCAGUAGGUGGAAAUGCCCCCAAGGAGAACUUGACUCUUGUUAUCACCAGAAUCAUACUGGAGAAACAUCCCACGGCGUAUGGAACGCAGGAAGGCCUUCAGCCACCUGUUUCAACUGAGGAUGAAAGUUCAGGCUUGAAAAACUCACCACAGUUGCAAUGAAUGUGGGAAAGCGUCCAGCUGCAAACAUGCGCUCGGUCAGCUGUACGAGUGUAACAAAUGGGGAAAAGCUUCCACUGCAGCUCAGACCUCUGUAAGCACCAGAGGGGUCCCACUGGGAAAGGGCUCCGAGUGCACGGACACAGGAGCAUCCUCUGCCAGAGCCCCGCCCACGCAGCACCAGAGCGGUCCCACCAGAGGAGGGCCUCAGCAGUGCGGCACCAGGGAAGCACAAGCUGGAGCUCUCUCCUUGUUCCCCAUGAAAGGACUCACUCUGAGGCCACCUUUGUGGAAGGAACCUCUGUGAGGAAGCCAUCAGCCAAAAGUGGAAACUUGCACAUCCCAAUACCCCCACCAGCACAUUGCCCAUUGGUGCCUUAAACGGGGGGAAGCUUUCAGGGGCUACACUAACCUGUCCAGGUGCCAUCUCACCUCUGCCAGCUGGCAAGCCCUCAGAGCAAGUGCCUGUCACCACAACAUACUCAGGGAAGGCAGACCUGUGUCCUCUCAUUCCCUUCAGGGAGCCAUGAGUGAUGGGUGUCCUUUGGAGUGGCCUCAUAUUCCACCUCUCCGCUGUCCCCAGUGGUUCAGGCAUCCUGACCUGUUCUAGAAGGAUUUGGGGUCGGACCCCAUCCUCAGAGAUUUCCCUUCUUUGUAGGCUUUGUCGAGUCUGCAGAUGAUACCAGGACGGCAAGGAAUAGCUUGCUCUCAAGCUUAACCUAUUUGCCCUGUGGCCCAAGGCCGCCUGGGACAGACAAGAUCUCUGGGUCAAAUCUUGUGUCUGGAAGCCAGGACCGCCUGCUGGGCCCAGAGCUCUGGGAAGGGGGCAUUUGAUGUGGCACUCUGCAGUGCUUCCUGGGCAGCACUCCCGCGAUCCUGGUAACGCCCCAUGUUCCCAAGGAGUGUCGAGGGGUCACUGUCUCCUAGGACCUGCCCGUGACUAAGGCCCCUGAAGUCCAGAAUCGUAGGUAGGGGUCACUAGAUAUAAGGUCUGCAGGGGCCAGGUGGAAACAUAAAUGGGUGCAGAAACAGUGGGUUUGAGAUCAGCAGGUAGGGAGACUGGCAAAUGGAGGAGGUACAGGAGCUGCUGGGCCUGGGCCAUAUCAACCCACUCACAGUGACAUCACAUGGGGAGCUUGAAAUCAGUCAUGGUGGAACUUAACCACUAAAAAAUAGCAAGCAAUAGCUUUCUGCAAAAUAAAACCCUGAGAAAGACUGAUUUACAGGGUUUGCCAAAUUUGCUGGCAGCCACCUUGGGAGACUCAGCUCUGC